GAGUGAGAUUGACGUUUGAAUGGCGUGAAAGAAAAACAAUUCUCGGUUUUUACGGUACUGCUUCAAAUUAAUUAAAGAAUUACAAAUUAUUUGGGCAAAAAUUAUGGCAUCUUUAGAUUUACUGACGCCUCACUUAGGAAAAAUUAAAAUACCAGGACCAAAUCAACUUAUCUACAAAGACGAAUGUGUUUAUUCCUUUGAUAACCCGGAAUCAGAGACAGGACUAUAUGUCUCACUGGUGACUUUCCUUGGCUUUGGUCGUAAUUAUGUUGAGCAGUACUUCCAGAAGACAGACAAUGCUGUUUUUCUUCACAUAUACACUGAGAAAAAACCUGUGCCAGAACCAGAAAAAACUGGUGAUGGUCCAGAAAAGAAGAUUACCCGGCUCGCCAUCGGUGUGGAAGGUGGCUUUGAUCCAGACAGUGGGAAGGCCAAAUACACAUACACCAACCAUUACAGUGUAGUGGCACUGCCCGGAUUCCACACUUACCCUUGGCCAAACCCAGAUUUGCCAGAAGUGGUGAGAAAAUCAGUUCAAGCCAUCAUUGAUGCAGAAUCACCAUUUAAAAUGGCUGAAAUGGCCGCAUUAGAAGGCACUUGGGACGGAGAGACCAGAGAGGUGUCUGUACACGCAGUUAACCUUAAACAGUUGGACAACGGCGUAAAAGUGCCGCCUUCUGGUUGGAAAUGUAACAAGUGCGAUCUAACCAACAACCUCUGGCUGAACCUAACUGAUGGCUCCAUACUGUGUGGCAGACGAUUCUUCGAUGGCACCGGGGGAAAUGACCACGCCGUGGAACAUUACCGCGAGACCGGGUACCCAUUGGCAGUCAAGCUGGGCACAAUAACGGCGGACGGGAAAGGCGACGUGUACUCUUACGCUGAAGACGAUAUGGUCGAGGACCCUUACCUCGCUGAUCACUUGAAGCACUUUGGUAUCAAUGUUCAGCAGUUGCAGAAGACUGACAAGUCGAUGGUGGAGCUAGAGUUAGAGCUGAACCAGCGCACUGGCGAAUGGAACACCCUCCAGGAGUCGGGCAGCGAGCUGCGGCCGCUGCACGGGCCCGGCCUCACCGGCCUCAACAAUCUGGGCAACUCCUGCUACAUUAACAGUGUCGUACAGGUUAUUUUCCGCAUGCCUGAUUUUGUGCGAAGAUUCGUCGAGGGAGCACCGGAAAUAUUUGCUACUUUCCCAGAAGAUCCAGUCAAUGACUUCAACGUUCAAACUGCUAAAUUAGGCGUGGGCCUGCUGUCGGGGCGGUACUCGCGUAGCGCGGACGCAGACGGCUCGCAGGAGGGCCUGGCGCCGCACAUGUUCCGCCAGCUGCUCGGCCGCGGACACGCCGAGUUCCGCACCAAGCGCCAGCAGGACGCGCACGAGUUCUACUUAUACAUGCUCACGCUGCUCGAGCGCCACAGCCGACACCGCGCGAACCCGUCCGACUGCCUGAAGUUCUCGGUGGAGGAGCGCGUGCGAUGCGGCGCGUCGGGCGGCGUGCGCUACCAGCAGCGUGCCGAGCACCACCUGCCGCUGCCGGUGCCGCUGGCCGCCGCCACCAACGCGGCGCUGCUGCGCGACCGCCGUCCUGACUCGACACAAAUCAUCCGACCCGAAAUACCGUUCCAGGCAUGUCUUGACAGCUUCAUGAAAGAGGAAACUGUUGAACAGUUCUACAGUAGUGCAGUCAACGAGAAGGUCACCGCGUACAAAAUAACCCGUUUGGCGACGUUCCCGGAUUACCUUCUAAUUCAAUUAAAGAAGUUCACAAUCAAAGAGGACUGGACUCCCGCGAAACUCGACGUUUCUGUCGACAUGCCCUGGGAGGUAGACCUGAGCUGCCUGCGGUCGCGCGGGCCGCAGCCGGGCGAAACUCAGCUGCCCGAUUCGGCGCCGGCCUCCGCCCCCGCGCCUCUCUACAACGACUCGCUGCUCUCAGACCUGUUGGAAAUGGGAUUCCCAGUUGAAGCGUGCAAGAAGGCACUCUAUUAUACAAACAACUCUGGUAUGGAAGCCGCCUCGAAUUGGUUGAUGGAGCACAUGAACGACUGGGACUUCGCCAAUAAAUUCGAACCGCCAGAAACGCAGACUGCCGCAGGUGGGUGCAGCUCGCUGCCGCUGGACGAGGCGAGCGUGGAGCAGAUCAUGGGCAUGGGGUUCGAGCGUGCGCAGGCGCAGCGCGCGCUGGCGGCGGCGGGGGGCGACGUGGGCCGCGCCGUCGACUGGAUCUUCAGCCACGCCGCCGAGCUGGACGCGCCCGCCGCCGCGCCGCCCGACCGCCGCCUCGGCUGCCGCGACGGACCCGAGAAAUAUAAGCUGAUCGCGUUCAUAUCCCACAUGGGCACGUCGACAAUGGUCGGCCAUUAUGUGUGCCACAUACUGCACGAGGGCCGCUGGGUCAUAUUCAACGACAAUAAGGUAGCUCUCUCGGAAAACCCACCCAAAGAUCUUGGCUAUUUGUAUUUAUAUGAAAGGCUGUGAUGGCAACAAUAUUUAAAUAAAGGAAGAUAAUGAAUUUGUAUGUACCAAAAAUGGCUGGCUAGAUCGCAACGUUUACAGGAUUUAAAAUAAUAAAAAGCGAUAUAAUGUGUGAAGCAGUUAUAAGUGAUUUUGAAUGACUACUUUUAGGUGGUAUUUAUUUUAUAUAUAUAAUGUUGUGUUUCGAAACUGCAAUUAGGUUAAUUACAAAAUUGUAUUAUCUAAUUAAAGUAGUUGUAUUUCAUAAAAUGCAUUUUUGUUUGCAAUUUAUUUUUACAAGUAUUAAAUAUGAAAAAGUGCAAUUUGUUUUUGUUGGUCACAAUAUUUUUUUUUUUUUUCUUUGCAUGAAUGUACGAUUUUUAAGUAUACUUUAAAUACUUUCGCUUCCCUAAUAUUGUUAAGAUCUGAGAUUUUGUAUUCAAAAUAAUUUGACAGUGAUAUAUAUGGUAUACCAGUAGAUGAACAUUCGCUGUUUUGUACUUGAUAUUGUUAAUGGCCUUAUAAGGCCCAGCCUUGGUAUUUUGAUGUAACUACAUUUUGGAACUUUUCAGUAUGUGAAAUAAAAAAUAACAACGAAAAUUUAAAUAAAUUAUUACUAAAAUGCUCUCUUA
Molecule: messenger RNA, 3087 nt
Organism: Galleria mellonella (greater wax moth)
Lineage: Eukaryota; Metazoa; Arthropoda; Insecta; Lepidoptera; Pyralidae
Gene: Usp5
Product: ubiquitin carboxyl-terminal hydrolase 5
Exons: 17
Coding region: 104-2479 (791 amino acids)
Biological process (GO): protein deubiquitination
Molecular function (GO): cysteine-type deubiquitinase activity; protein binding; zinc ion binding
Source: RefSeq, a predicted model, not a curated record